AUGGCAAUUGACUCUGCUGUCGCUCAACUUCUGUCCUUGAACCUGAAAGAAACAACAGUUUCCGGCUCUGGAGGAUCAAGCUUUAGCUCCACGUCCAAGAUCACGACCAAACUUGACGAUGGCACGACGAAGCAGUACUUCCUAAAGACGGGAUCUGGAGGGGAAGCAUCGGUCAUGUUUGAAGGCGAGCACGCGUCGCUUAGUGCAAUUCAGAAAGCCGUGCCCGCGCUCUGUCCAAAGUCAUAUGGGCAUGGCGCAUUUGCCGACACGCCCUCGAAGCACUUUCUCGUCACCGACUUCGUCGACCUCUCGAGUCGAUUCUCCUCAAAUGCAUCAUCUUCAGCUCCUUCACUUGCCGCUAAGCUAGCUAAGCUUCAUAGCACACCAGCGCCCCCACCACCAGGAGAGUCUAGCCCAAAGUUUGGCUUCCCAACCACGACAUGUUGUGGUGAGACGCCUCAAGACAAUAGCUUCAAGAGCAGCUGGGCCGAGUUCUAUGCUGAGAAUCGACUCAUAUUUAUCAUGAAGCGUAGCGAGAAGAAGAACGGCGUUGACAAGGACUUGCGCUCCCUUGUUGAAACGAUGUGCAGCAAAGUGGUCCCACGUCUUAUUGGCGAUGACCAUCUCAAUGGCGGUAAGGGCGUCACUCCUGUCGUUGUUCAUGGCGACCUAUGGUCAGGCAACGCGAGUCUGGGGAAGCUGCCAGGCAUGGAAGCUCCUGAAGACGUGAUCUACGACUCCAGUGCGUGCUAUGCUCACAGCGAAUUCGAGCUCGGUAUCAUGAAGAUGUUCGGAGGAUUUGGAGGAAGCUUUUCGAAAGAAUACCAUGAGCUGCUCGCAAAAACCGAGCCUGCGGACGAGUACGCAGACAGAGUUGCUCUGUACGAGUUGUAUCACCAUCUAAACCACCAUGCUAUGUUCGGUGGAGGUUACAGAAGUGGUGCCGUCAGUAUCAUGAGUAAGCUGAUUCAGAAGUACGGCAAGGACAAGUAA
Messenger RNA from Aureobasidium subglaciale EXF-2481, 993 nucleotides. RefSeq lists its product as uncharacterized. NCBI's taxonomy places the organism in Eukaryota, Fungi, Ascomycota, Dothideomycetes, Dothideales, Saccotheciaceae. The transcript is spliced from 2 exons. Bases 1 to 993 code for a protein of 330 amino acids. The record is from RefSeq and is a predicted model, not a curated record.